AUGGACGUACGUGGAACAGACGACAACUGUGAGAAGAUCAUCGAUGAUGUUUCGAGCAGCUCUGCCACCCCCGUGGACCGCCCUUCAUCUGAGAUGGAACGCCACGGGACCAUACUCUCAGGCUGGUCAGUCAUGGCAAACAGCAUGAUCGGCACUGGCGUUCUCGGGCUCGCCUCGGCCUUUGCCAAAACCGGUUGGCUCCUUGGCUUCGUUCUUAUGUCCGGAGCCGGCUUUCUCGCGCUAUUCAGUCUACACCUUAUGGUCCUCCUUUCGAUGAAGUUCGUAGAUCGUGACGUUACCUACUAUACGGUGGCCGCAGCCUAUGCCCCUUGGUCCAGGUGGAUUGUUGAUGUCACUAUCGUUGUCAAGUGUUUCGGUGUUGCAGUCUCUUAUUUGCAAGUAGCGGGUGAUGUCUUGUCCACCCUGUUCAUCCACUGGAGCUCUACUACGAUGAGCCCUUUUCUUCUUAGAGCCUUUGUUAUUGGUGCGUCGGGGCUUCUCAUGGCACCAAUAUGCACGGCAAAGGAGGUUAAGAACACAUUAAUCACGAAUGUAUUGGCUGUUGUUACCAUCGGAUAUUGUGUCGUAUUAGGCAUUGCCUAUGCAGAUGUCCAUGCCGGAGACGAUAGUAUAGGCAUCCCGCAGGAGUCCUCCAUUACCUCAGUACUGGCCAAAUUGCCGAUUUUCAUAUUCGCUUUCACUUGUCACCAGAAUAUGUUUAUCACGAGGAACCACCUAAAGCAUCGAACCCAGAGGCGUCUAGACAUCAUCAUCGUUGCCGCGGAGUCAACGGCCGCGCUACUAUAUAUCCCGGCUGUCAUAUUUCCCUAUCUCACUUACGGUUCCGCCGCACAGGCGAACUUUAUGCUUAAUAUUGACCUUGGCCAUGUACCG
Molecule: messenger RNA, 894 nt
Organism: Perkinsus marinus ATCC 50983
Lineage: Eukaryota; Perkinsozoa; Perkinsida; Perkinsidae
Product: 10 transmembrane domain, possible aa transporter, putative
Exons: 1
Biological process (GO): amino acid transmembrane transport
Molecular function (GO): amino acid transmembrane transporter activity
Source: RefSeq, a predicted model, not a curated record